GAGACCGGCACCCCCUGCUCCUUGGUCAUCAUUGAUCGAUCCCUGCUUGUUCAGUAGGAGGGGUUGUCCUGUCCCCAACCCCUCCACCUCCUAUUGCGUCGUUAUCCGACUGCGUCUUCGUGGAAGCGAUCAUCCCAGGGAUAUCCAGCAACGUUCUUCAUUACAUUUCGUUUAGGGGUCAUUAGUGCCUCCUCAAUUUCAGCAGCCGGUUUCUCGCGUUCAGGCCUGUAAAGCUCUGUCCUUUCCAAUCCCCAUCAUCUCUGUCCCGAUUGUUUACACCUGACAAUCAGAGCCCUCUCUAUUCCAGCGGAUUAAUCUUCCCUUUUGCGCUAAAGCAGUCCAGAGUCAGCAUUGCUGGCUCAUAAGCCUCUGCCGGGCCAGCAUUUAGCUCCGCCUGCAGCAGUGGAAAGCCUCAUCCUGAUCUUGGCGUCGAAUCCCAUCCGUUUCCAUUAGUUCACCAAUCUCCCUGGUGCUCUCGAGCUCUAGGAUAGAGGCCUGGUCCCAAUUCCGGCCCUCAAAAUCCGAUCUUUGCUGGUGAUUCCUUGGCCGGCCCGAUGGGGAAGUUCGGGGACAGGCUGCGCGCCUUCUCCACGAACCGGUGGCUGGUGUUCGUCGCCGCAAUGUGGCUGCAGUCCAUGGCCGGCAUCGGCUACCUCUUCGGCGCCAUCUCGCCGGUGGUCAAGGCGGCCCUCGGGUACAACCAGCGCCAGGUGGCCGCGCUCGGCGUCGCCAAGGACCUCGGCGACUCCGUCGGCUUCUUCGCCGGCUCGCUCUCCGCCGUGCUGCCGUCGUGGGCGAUGCUGCUCAUCGGCGCGGCGCAGAACUUCCUCGGGUACGGCUGGCUCUGGCUCAUCGUCACCAGGCAGGCGCCGGCGCUGCCCCUCUGGAUAAUGUGUGUUCUCAUCUUUGUUGGAACCAAUGGAGAGACAUACUUCAACACAACUGCACUUGUUACAUGCAUUCAGAACUUCCCAAAGAGCAGAGGUCCAAUAGUGGGCAUUAUGAAAGGAUUUGCGGGUCUUAGCAGUGCGAUCUUAACACAACUGUAUGCAGUAAUGCACACACCAGACCAUGCCACACUUGUCUUCAUGGUUGCAGUCGGUCCAUCAUUGGUUGCCAUUGGCCUGAUGCUUAUUAUUAGGCCUGUUGGAGGUCACCGCCAGGUGCGUCCAUCCGACAAGAACAGCUUCUUGUUCAUCUACACUAUCUGCUUGCUCCUUGCCUCAUAUCUUGUUGGCGUCAUGCUAGUCCAAGAUUUCAUGGAACUGAGCGACAAUAUGGUUAAUUUUCUUACUUUGAUUCUAUUCAUACUUCUUAUUUUACCAAUCGCAAUCCCUGUGACCUUGACACUAUCAUCAAAAACGCAACAUCCAACUGAAGAGGCUCUCCUUUCUGAACCAUCAAAAGGAGAGACAAGCACUUCACAAGAGAAAGAGGAUCAACCAGAGGUCAUUUUAAGUGAGGUGGAAGAGGAGAAACCUAAGGACAUUGAUUCUUUGCCUCCAUCUGAAAGAAGAAAGAGGAUUGCAGAGUUGCAGACCAAGUUAGUGCAAGCUGCAGCAAGGGGUGGGGUUAGAAUCCGCAGGCGACCACACCGAGGGGAAAACUUUACCCUGAUGCAAGCAUUAGUGAAGGCUGAUUUUUGGCUUAUUUGGUUCUCGCUCCUGCUUGGAUCAGGAUCAGGGCUGACAGUGAUAGAUAAUCUGGGUCAGAUGAGCCAGUCUGUAGGGUUUGAAGAUGCACAUAUUUUCGUGUCAUUGAUAAGCAUAUGGAAUUUCCUUGGUCGUGUUGGAGGAGGCUACUUCUCUGAGAUUAUUGUCAGGGAGCACACUUACCCAAGGCACGUAGCACUGGCAAUCGCUCAGAUCCUGAUGGCUGCUGGGCAUUUCCUCUUCGCAAUGGCUUGGCCUGGAACUAUGUACAUUGGGACCUUCCUGGUUGGACUUGGCUACGGAGCUCAUUGGGCUAUUGUGCCAGCUGCUGUUUCUGAACUUUUUGGCGUAAAACACUUCGGUGCAAUGUACAAUUUUCUCACAGUAGCAAACCCUGCAGGGUCACUUGUUUUCUCGGGGCUUAUUGCUAGUAACCUGUAUGACUCUGAAGCUGAGAAACAAGCACAGCAACAUCAUAUGACAGCAUUGCAAUCUCCAAGAUUGCUUCACAACAUGGGUUUGCUUGCAGAUGGACCACUGAAGUGCGAGGGUUCUGUUUGCUUCUUUGUCAGCUCACUGAUUAUGUCAGCAUUCUGUGUUGUGGGAGCUGGUUUGAGCCUCAUUAUUGUUCAGAGAACCAAACGAGUUUAUGCUCACCUCUAUCGUUCUGUCCGUACAUGAAACUUCAAUGGAAAGGAGAUGUUGAACCCUCCUAUCAUUGAUCCAUGUACCAUAUCUUUUUGCAUAUAUGUGGUCAUAUGUACACAACAUUAAAGUUUGCCUAUAUAUUCCCAAAUCAUUUCAGAGGUUGUAAUCCGUGAAGUGAUGUUUCCUAGUGGGAAUUUACAUGUCCUACGCAUCAGAUAACAAGGAUGUGGUUGAUGCUUGGACCAUGAAUUCUGAUACUUGUAGUCCUGUAAUAAAUACUUUUUGCUCAGAUGAAAAUCUGUAUAUUGAUCUGCGGAUGGUUUUUCAGUA
Molecule: messenger RNA, 2630 nt
Organism: Panicum virgatum (switchgrass)
Lineage: Eukaryota; Viridiplantae; Streptophyta; Magnoliopsida; Poales; Poaceae
Product: protein NUCLEAR FUSION DEFECTIVE 4-like
Exons: 3
Coding region: 555-2333 (592 amino acids)
Cellular component (GO): membrane
Source: RefSeq, a predicted model, not a curated record